Messenger RNA from Symphalangus syndactylus (siamang), 3318 nucleotides. It is a transcript of the gene ZNF879, whose product is annotated as zinc finger protein 879. The record is from RefSeq and is a predicted model, not a curated record. NCBI's taxonomy places the organism in Eukaryota, Metazoa, Chordata, Mammalia, Primates, Hylobatidae. Gene Ontology annotation, biological process: regulation of DNA-templated transcription. Gene Ontology annotation, molecular function: RNA polymerase II cis-regulatory region sequence-specific DNA binding; DNA-binding transcription factor activity, RNA polymerase II-specific.
GGCCUGGGAAGGGCCUGGCGGAGGCCGGGAGGGCGCGUCGACGCCGCUGGACUCCUGGGCCGCAGCCUGGGCCGGACUCCGGGGGAAACGGCUCCAGAAAAGAAACUGCAAAACGCCGCUUCGGUUCAGGGUCCAGAGCCCUCCAGGCGGUUUUCCGCUCUUAGCGCUUGUGGGUUUAAGCCUCCCCCUACUCCGUUUCCCGGAGUUUAAACUUUAUAUUUACUCGUUUUUGGCAGUCUUGCUCGUUUGGCAGUGUUUUCCUACAGUCAGUCCUAGAGUGAUUUAACUAUUUCCUUUUUUAUUUACCGUAACCAUGUCCACUUGCUAAGUUACUUCCCAUUUCUCUAAAUUUUAAAUCAAUUUCUAGCCAGUGAUGCUAUUUUCUUGAGCCCUUGUUUUUUUGGGGCCGGGGAGAAUGGGUAACGCUACCUUUAAGCAGCUUUGAUAACUGUUUUUGAUAAAGGAAGUAAAUCUUACAAGAGGAAGAAAAGAGGACUAAUUUUUGGUUGGCUGUUCCUAAAAAAGAGCAUCAGUUCUUCAACUGCUGUUUUUCGUAUUGAACAACAUCCAAGUGCAGAUGUGUGGAAUAUUGUGUCAUUUCCUAUUGCUUUAUCUGCAUGAGCCUUGCCUGAUUGUGCCCUUGACCCUGUUAAGGCACGGCAGAUGGUCUUCAUCCCUUCGCUCCCUUCGUCUUUAUCGUAAAGCGCUGGCAGAAAGGUAGCAGGUACGGUGACUGUGUACCUGCUUCCCACACUGGUUUAGGUGGCUGGACUGAGGGCCCCUCUGGCCUGGGCAGUUCCAGGCUCCUUCUCUGCAGGUGCCUUCCCCAAGAGAGGCAGCAGGGAGGGAGAAAUGGCAAGGAGGUUGCUGCCAGCCCAGGUGCAGGAGUCCGUGACAUUCAGGGAUGUGGCCGUGUUCUUCAGCCAGGACGAGUGGUUGCACCUGGACUCUGCUCAGAGAGCCUUGUACCGGGAGGUGAUGCUGGAGAACUACAGCAUCCUGGUCUCACUGGGGAUUCUGUUUUCCAAGCCAAAGGUCAUCUCCCAGUUAGAGCAAGGAGAAGACCCCUGGAUGGUGGAGAGUGGAGUUCCCCAAGGCGCACAUCUCGGAUGGGAAAGCUUGUUUGAAACCAUAGUUUCUAAAGAAGAAAAUCAGGAAGUCAUGAAAAAACUCAUAAUUGAUGGCGCAUUUGACUUCAAGUUGGAGAAAACCUACGUAAAUGAAGAUAAGUUAGAGAAGCAACAAGGCAAAAAGAACAGACUUUUCAGUAAAGUGUUAGUUACCAUCAAAAAAGUCUACAUGAAGGAGAGGAGCUUUAAAGGUAUUGAAUUUGGGAAAAACCUUGGUCUAAAAUCAUCACUUAUUAGAAAACCCAGAAUAGUUUCCAGAGGAAGGAGACCCCAUUCACAGCAGUAUUCAGUUCUCUUUAAACAGCUGGGGGUCAACACAGUGCGUAAAUGUUAUAAAUGUAAUAUCUGUGGGAAAAUCUUCCUCCACAGUUCCUCCCUGAGUAAACACCAGAGAAUCCACACUGGAGAGAAGCUCUAUAAAUGUAAGGAAUGUAGGAAAGCCUUCAGCCAAAGCUCAUCCCUAACUCAGCACUUGAGGGUUCAUACAGGAGAGAAACCUUAUAUAUGUAGUGAAUGUGGAAAAGCCUUCAGUUUCACCACAUCUCUUAUUGGACACCAGAGAAUGCAUACUGGAGAGAGACCUUAUAAAUGCAAGGAAUGUGGAAAAACAUUUAAAGGUAGUUCAUCUCUUAAUAAUCACCAGCGAAUUCACACAGGAGAGAAGCCCUAUAAGUGUAAUGAAUGUGGGAGGGCCUUCAGUCAGUGCUCAUCUCUCAUUCAGCACCACAGAAUUCAUACUGGGGAGAAACCGUAUGAAUGUACUCAGUGUGGGAAAGCCUUCACUUCAAUAUCGCGGCUAAGUAGGCACCAUCGAAUUCAUACUGGAGAGAAACCCUUUCAUUGUAAUGAGUGUGGAAAAGUAUUCAGCUAUCACUCAGCCCUUAUCAUACAUCAGAGAAUUCACACUGGUGAGAAACCAUAUGCAUGCAAAGAAUGUGGGAAAGCCUUCAGCCAAAGCUCAGCUCUCAUACAACAUCAAAGAAUUCACACUGGAGAAAAACCCUACAAAUGUAAUGAAUGUGGGAAAGCCUUCUCUUGGAUUUCACGGCUUAAUAUACAUCACAGAAUUCACACUGGAGAGAAACCAUAUAAUUGUAAGGAAUGUGGAAAAGCCUUCAGUUCCCACUCAGGCGUUAAUACUCAUAGAAAAAUUCAUACUGGAGAAAAACCUUAUAAAUGUAAUGACUGCGAGAAAGCCUUCAACCAAAGCUCAGCUCUAAUUCAGCACCAGAGAAUUCAUACUGGAGAGAAACCAUAUAACUGUAAAGUGUGUGGGAAAGCCUUCAGACAGAGUUCAUCCCUUAUGACACACAUGAGAAUUCAUACGGGGGAAAAGCCUUAUAAAUGUAAAGAAUGUGGGAAGGCUUUUAGUCAGAGCUCAUCUCUUACUAAUCAUCAAAGGACUCAUAAUUGAGAAAAACUGUAUAAGUGCAUGUAGGAACUGAAGUUAUAUUCCAUACUGAAUAUCAAAAAAUUCAUUGUGGGGAGAAAGUGAUGAAGAGUAGUUAAUCAUGGGUAGAACUUCAGAGUUAGACCUCAUCAAACAUCAGAUACUUCAUGAUGCAGGGUAACCUUGGGAAUGCUAGAAAAGCUUCUGUAAAAUGUUUAUUCGUAUGUUCUUAAGUUAUUACCAUGAAACCGAGAAUUUUUAAGAUUGCAGGGUUAGUAUUUGAUUGUCUAGUGAUGUACGAUAACAGCUACCAGCUUUCGUAUAUGUACGAUAACAGCUACCAGCUUUCAUGAGCAUCACUGGGAAGCCUGCUGUUUAUGUACAAGUACAGCCAUAAAAUCCAGACACAGAUAAAUCUAGGAAUCUAUUUUUUGAAACUAUUAUGCAAGCCAGUGGUACUAGAAAGAAUGUUUUAGAAAAGAAAUAUGUACAGGUGAUCCAUAGCUACCUCACUGUCACUAAAAUGUUUUUUAAUAGUCUUAAAGCAGAUUCUGUACUUCAUGGUUAAGACUUUGAAUUGUUUCUCUGCUUUCUAAGCCAUUCACCUGAGAAGAAAAUCACUCCAUAAACUAUGCAGACAUACUAUCUUUCAGUUUUCUUCCUGACUACUUGUUCCAAACUCUGAGUCAGAUCUAAAGUCACUUUAAGUCACAGAACGCAUGGUAUUUCACUUGUUUUUCUCAUUAAAAGUGAUUACCUUUGCUGUAUUAAAUUGAUAAGUAAAGGUCAUUCAACCAC